Mollisia scopiformis is the source of this 2349-nucleotide messenger RNA. Its product is annotated as ankyrin. The record is from RefSeq and is a predicted model, not a curated record. NCBI's taxonomy places the organism in Eukaryota, Fungi, Ascomycota, Leotiomycetes, Helotiales, Mollisiaceae. The coding region runs from base 1 to 2349 and encodes 782 amino acids. The transcript has 4 exons. Gene Ontology annotation, molecular function: protein binding.
AUGGACCCUUUGUCGUUCACCGCCAGCCUUAUCGCUGUUGUUGGGACAGCUGGAACGGUCGCGAAGGAGCUGAGACUAUUGCAGACCUCACUACGAGACGCAUCUAGUCUGUUGAGUGCUCUAAUCAAUGAGAUCUCUGAUUUGAGGAUUAUCCUCGAGGCUUGUAGUUCAGCAGUCACAGAGCUCUAUCGAUCAGCCAACUCCCCAAACCCACCAACCCCACUCGCUGAUGCAGUCAAGAUCCUGGACCGCACAAAGACGCAGCUAGAAGAGCUCGAAAAAGUAGUGAAACACUGCUUUGGUGGUUCUCUAGAUUCGACGAAUGUCAGUAAAAUGGUCAAACUGCGGUGGUUGCGCGAGAAAGGGAAAGCCGAACGCUUGCAAGGCAAGCUACGGGACUCGAAGCAGGAUCUGAUGAUGCUUCUUGAAUCUCAAAGUGUUUCUGCAAUAUCAGGCUUGCACAUCGCGGUUCAAGAAAUUGCCGUUGGCAGUACGGAGUUCCAUACGACCUCAUCCGACAAGAUGGAUCAGAUUCUAUUCGAACUAUCUAAUCACAUGAAUCAUAUUCGAGACUUGAAUCUCAAGACAUCUCAAGUCAACGAGAAGCUCGAUCGCCUUAGCCAAGCGCAGCAAGAGCCAGAUCCGUCAUCUCCACGACCACCGGAAUACUCAGAACGUACACCGAAUGCGACCGACAGCGAAUCACAGACACCGUUGAACAGUGCCAUCCAAGUUCGCGCAUCCUGCUACCGAAAGACUUGCAGACCCUGGUGCAGCUGUUGUUGUCACAUUCGACGGGAAGUCCGAAGUCCAAGCCUAGCAAAAAGCUUCAUAGGAUCUCUCUUCAUUGGCUACACCGGAGUUCCAGUUGUCACGCCUCCAUGUAACGAGAAGCAGUGUAGAAAGCGUUCUACAUCGCGCAUCAUUGUUAGCUACCAAUUUCCUGGGUGGUUCUGGGAACGAUCGCUUUUCACUUCGUUCAUGACCGCUGCACGCUCUGGACCAGAGAUGUUGAUAAGAGUCACUAACACGAUACCUUUUGCGUGUGAGGCUUAUCAACAUUGUCUUGACGGGAACGUGACAGGACUUCAACGGCUUUUUGAACUUGGGAGAGCCUCGCCAUUUGAUUUGGAUCCUUCGGGGAUCUCUUUGCUUCAUAAUGCUCUUCGAUUCGAUCACUUCGAAUUGUGCCACUUCUUGAUCUCUUGUGGCUCGGACUUGUAUCAAGAAGACCACACUGGUCUUAGCGCAUUCCAUUACGCUUGGGACGCCAUCCUAAUUGACCCAAAUGAGCCCAGUAGCUCCAAAAAGAAGCAAGCACUUCUCGAGAUUUUUCCACAAGAUGAAGGUGGGUUAGAUGAGCGUCAAUUCAAUCGAAUCCACAAAUCUGUUCUCGGAAUUAUUGGGACCGCCCUAGAAGACGAACUCGCCAUCUCAACGGCAACCAUCGAUACUCCUGACAAUCUGGGCCGGACACCUCUCUUCUGGGCGUCACGUCGCGCUGACGUGAAAGCCACAUCCCUUCUUCUAGAGUAUGGCGCCCACACCGAUCCUCCACGAAAAGGACGAAGAGGUACGAGUCCUCUACUCGCUGCCGCAGAAGCUGGAAAUGUCGAUGUUGUGGAAAUGCUCCUAGCCCAUGGGGCCUCUGUCGACGUCCGAAAUGACGAUAAUUCUUCUCCUCUUCACCUCGCUUCAACUCAACAAGACGGUCUUGGCUGCGUCUCAGCUCUACUCAAGGCAGGAGCAGACGUUAAUAGUGUCGAUUCUGAUGACCGAACUCCUCUCUUAGCCGCAUCCUGCUACGGCUGGGCGGAUAUAGCCGAAGCCUUGAUUGAUGCAGGGGCAGAUAUGGAAAUACGCUGCGAAGAUGGCUGGACGAGUCUGACGUCGAGCAUAUUCUGGAACAUGUAUGGCAGCGUCGAGUUACUUCUGGACAAAGGCGCCAACACUCUGGUGGUCACAGACACAGGCGAGACUCUCCUCCACUUGGCAAUUCGAUAUGGCGAUACCAAGAUGUUAGGCCUGUUACGUGAUCGAGAUUUAGGUCAUUUAGACGUUGGUGCUAAGAAUGGUGCGGGGGAGACUGUUUGGGAUAUUGCUAAGUCAAGAGAUGAGCCAGCUGAGUGGCAGACUGCAUUUCAUGAUUUCCUCAAGAGUGUUGAAGCACAAAAGACAGAGAAGUUUACAGAAGAGUCUGCGAUCUCAUCUGGAUCAAUGGCUUAUACUAGCAGCGAGACACUUCUGGAUCAAAAGAUGGCGAUGAGGACUGUCGUUGAAGUCUACGUUUCUUCUGACGAUGACAGCGAUCUGGAUCAUUUCGAAGACGCUCUGGAAGCUGUCGCAUAG